AUGUUUAGUCAUUUAGAAAAGGAAGUUAUAGAGUUUAAUGUUAAUCGAAAAGGAAGCACGUGGAUGCAAAAAUAUAUUGCAUCAAACCACAAUAACCCUGAACAACCCUUUAUCCUUGUCGUCGUAACGAAUCUUAUAAAACACUGCCAUCAGCUACAAGAAGCAGGAGAAUUAGUGUACAUGGAUACAAUGGCGGGGCUUGAUGUUCUUAAUACCCCCUUGAUGAUUUUUUCUACUAGUACACCCGCUGGUGGCCUACCACUUGCAGCAAUUCUUACAUCCAAUAAAACCGCAGCUACUUUUACAAAAGCAUUAGAGAUAGUAAAAAAGAUGAUUCCAUCAGUAGCAUUUGGGAGAUGGGGAUCUGUCAUUGGGCCCCAAGUAUUCAUGACGGAUGAUUGUAGAGUGGAAAAAAGGUGGCUUUGGGAUAGUAAACAUAAGAUUCAUAAUAAUGAUCAUGCAACCCUAAUCGAACAUGUCAAAAAAAUGGUUUUUUCAAAAACAAAAAUUGCACUUAAUAUAGCAUAUUCGGAAUUAAUUCAUAGUAAUGUUUAUCAGAAGUAUCCAACCUUUCAAAACUAUUUCAAAAUUUCAUGGGAACAUCAUCAUGAAUGGGCUGUUGCAUUUCGCCAACUGCUUCCUAUCCAGCAAAAAAUCAGAAAAAUUUUUAAUAGUGAUAAGUCAGAUAGUUCCGAUGAUGAAAAUAUGUUCACUUUACUUGAAUCUUCAAAUAUUGCUGAUAGUAAUGGCAUUGAUAGUGACAAUAACAAUAUUGAUGACAAUGGCAAUAACAAUAUUGAUGACAAUAGCAAUAACGAUAUUGGUGACAAUGGCAAUAAUUAUAUUGAUGACAAUGGAAAUAACGAUAUUGAUGACAAUGACAAUAACAUGAAUAAUGAUAAAACAAUUGAAAUCAUUACAACUUAG
Messenger RNA from Cetraspora pellucida, 927 nucleotides. The record is from the annotation of a GenBank genome assembly. Lineage: Eukaryota; Fungi; Glomeromycota; Glomeromycetes; Diversisporales; Gigasporaceae.